ACAAGAUUCACAUUCAUCAGGCUGUAAUGCGAUGGGCAAGGAAGAGCACCUGCUGCACCGCCAUUCACAUUCUCGACUCGGAAAGCUUGAGCUGCAAGUCUCUCUCCUCUUCUGGUUGCGAAACGGGCCCGCAUACAUUCUCGCAGACAAAUCGUCGUGAGAUCUUCUCUCACCACUCAUACCACCACCAUCCGCAAGCAAAGGCUACGCACAGAGAAGCUCUCAUCAAACGUGUACCCAUCUACGGAUAGAUGGUCAGCCUUCUCACAGUCUCGUCCAAGAUCUUCAGACCAAAAGCAAGUCGCAGCGACAGCAUCUUAGCUGUGCUGCGUCCAGUCGCUCCUACUCGACCCCCAGCUCGGCCAUUGUCCUACUCUUCGCAGCUCACUGCCCGCGCCCUUCCCAUUCCAACCACCAGAGCUGCGCAGUCGCGAGCCAAUCCUUUCGUCGCGCAUCUUCGCACCCUGCGCACCUCACCGAAGCUCAGCAUGGCGUCCAUUACCACUCGCAAAGCGGAUCAGCCCACUCUGUUCAUCGAUGGGCAAUGGCGCUUCAGCUCUGAUGGUCGAAGCAGACCCAGCAUCAAUCCGUGGGAUGGGUCCAUCAUCACGCACGUGAGCGAAGCAUCCCCAUCCGACGCAUCCCUCGCCAUUUCUUCCUCCUCGCACUUCUUCAAGACGUCUUCGUUUGCCCAUCUCACGUUCUCCGAACGUGCAGGUCUGCUGAGCAAGAUCGCUGAUCUGCUCCAGAGGGACAAGAAGAGACUGUCCGAGAUCGAGACGAAAGAUACGGGAAAGACUUUGGCGGAGAGCGAGACGGAUGUAGAUGAUGUGACCAACGUUUUUAGGUUCUACGCGGAGGAAGCUCCAAAGUUGGACAUACCUAGACGGAUAACGGGGCAUGAUGUACCCGACAGCGUGGAGAGCAUCACUGUAAAGGAUCCCGUUGGGGUGUGCGUGCUCAUUGCACCAUGGAACUACCCGCUCCUGCAAAUUUGCUGGAAAUUGGCGCCAGCCCUAGCAGCGGGCAAUGCCUGCAUCAUCAAACCUUCCGAGGUCACACCCCUUGUGACGAUCGAGCUGGUCAAGCUGAUGCUCGAGGCUGGCGUACCUCCAAAAGCUUUGCAACUGCUCACCGCCGGCGGCGAGAGUGUGGGUCCCACGCUUACGGAAUCGGAGGAUGUGGAUCUGGUCAGCUUUACUGGUGGACUCAACACUGGCAGGUCGAUACUCAAGAGUGCUGCUGGUACUGUCAAACGCACAUGCGUAGAGCUUGGAGGCAAGAAUCCACAAGUCGUCUUUGCAGAUACACCGCUAGACAGGGCCAUUGAUACUGUCCUCACUUCCGUCUUUCUGCAUUCUGGCCAAGUUUGCACUUCAGCCACGAGACUGAUCGUCGAAGAGUCUAUAGCCGACGCCGUUGUCUCGGGUGUAGUGGAGCGCGCAUCCCAAAUCCGUCUAGGGAAUGGAUUGGAUCCAUCAUCCGAGACGGGUCCCUUGGUCAGUGCAGCGCAUCUAGCAAAAAUGGAUCAAUACAUUGCGAUGGGCAAAAAGGACGGAGCUGUUCUGAGAUGCGGAGGAAGCAAACCUGAUAGGAAUGAUGAGAGGUACCGUCAUUUGCACAAGGAUGGCUUCUUCUUUCUGCCCACUGUCUUUGAUAAGUGCCAUCGGGACAUGCAGAUUGUGCAGGCCGAAACUUUUGGUCCCAUCCUAACCGUCGAGAGGUUUGCGAACGGCGAUGAGGAGAGAGCAAUCUUUUUGGCGAACGACACAAAGUACGGUCUGGGAGGAGGAGUGCAAUCGGGCGACGCUGCCAAAGCUUCCAGAGUGGCCCGACGCUUGAGGCACGGCACAGUGUGGACGAACACGUACGGAGCUUACACGCCCAGAGCAGAGUGGGGCGGCUUUGGUAUGAGCGGCAAUGGUCGAGAGCUCGGUUUGGCAGGUAUCGAAGAGUACGUCGAGACCAAGCAUAUGUACACUGAGACGAAUCCUGCUCUCAUGGGCUGGUUCAAAGGACUGCCGCAAAGUGAACCCAACAAAGCCAAGCUAUGAAAGCAGAGCCAUCAUCAAUGCGAUUAUUGAGUUGAUCCCGUCUCCGACAUAUCUUAGAUGUACGGAGCUGCAGACUUGCAUCGCGACCUUUGAGGCUUUGCGUAGCAGGAAUUCUUACAUACUCAGGCCGAAUCCAAACGCAUUCUUGAGACCAUCGAUUACGAUUCGUGAGCGUCAGAGCCGAAACAAAAGUCCUCGGGUUGGAGACUGGAGAGAGCGAGAGCGGGGUCGGGAACGAGGCGGGUGCGGGGGGACUACAGUGCGAGCGAGAGCAACAUGUUCAUUGGUACGAAGAGAGCGCAAAGAGUCAUGAUCGUCUCAUUUUGA
Molecule: messenger RNA, 2381 nt
Organism: Ceraceosorus guamensis
Lineage: Eukaryota; Fungi; Basidiomycota; Exobasidiomycetes; Ceraceosorales; Ceraceosoraceae
Product: putative aldehyde dehydrogenase
Exons: 5
Coding region: 252-2054 (600 amino acids)
Molecular function (GO): oxidoreductase activity, acting on the aldehyde or oxo group of donors, NAD or NADP as acceptor
Source: RefSeq, a predicted model, not a curated record